AUGUUUAGUAAUACACAACAAACUUUGUGGAAGACAGAACAUUUCAUACCUGGUCGAUCCAUUUUUGACGCACAAAAUCCACCUCUUUCAUCAAAUCUAUCUACCAAAUCUAUUAUAACAAAUUCAAUAAUGUCAAAAAAGAAAGAUCAAGAAAAAUUUACUGAAUAUUCAAUAAAUACAGAUGAUGCUUGGGAAAUCGAUGAUGGAACAAUGACAUCAAAACUACUCGAUAAUAAUGUAAAUGAUAAUUUAGAUAUUUCCAAACAGACAAAUGCAGAAAUACCACCAAAAAUUAUUCAACAACAAAAAUUAAAUACAGCUACACUUGAUUCAUCAACUGUUCGAAAACCAACAAAUCUAAGUUCUUCAUAUCCAGGCAUUAGUCGACGAAUCGAUGAUAAUCUAAAUUCAAAAACAUUAAUACCUACGCGAUAUACAAAUAAUACAAAUAUAAUUUCAUCUUCAACAACUAAUAGUACAAGAGUUAAUUUAGUUACAAUAACUGAUAUUGAUCAUCAAAAAGAAAAUAAAUUUAAACAAAUAUUUGAUCAAUCUACAAUUGAUCUUAAUAAACUUCGUAAAGCUAGUUGGAAUGGAAUUCCACACCAAUAUCGUGCACAAACAUGGAAAUUACUUUGUGGUUAUCUACCACCAAAAGUCGAACGACGAGAAGAUACAUUAACACGAAAACGUGAUGAAUAUUGGUCAUAUGUCAAUCAGUAUUAUCAUACACGUACUGAUAGUGAACAUCAAGAUACAUUUAGACAGAUUCAUAUAGACAUUCCGCGUAUGUCGCCAUUAAUGGCAAUAUUCCAACAAGUUGUUGUACAAGAAUUAUUUGAACGUAUUUUAUUUAUUUGGGCUAUUCGUCAUCCAGCCAGUGGUUACGUUCAAGGUAUAAAUGAUCUUAUAUUACCAUUUUUUGUUGUUUUUCUUUCGGAAUUUAUUGACAAUGAUGUUGAUAUUGAAAAUUUUGAUAUUAGUUCAUUAUCUGACACAAAUCGACGUAUUAUUGAAGCUGAUAGUUACUGGGCGACAUCAUAUUUACUUGAAGGUAUUCAAGAUAAUUAUACAUUUGCUCAACCUGGUAUUCAAUAUAAAGUUCGAACGUUAGAAGAACUUAUUAAACGUAUUGAUGAACCACUUUAUCGACAUUUAAAAAGUCAAAAUAUUGAAUUUUUACAAUUUGCAUUUCGUUGGAUGAAUAAUUUACUUAUGAGAGAAUUACCUGUAAGAUGUACGAUUCGUCUUUGGGAUACAUAUCUUGCUGAACAAGAUGGUUUCUCGCAUUUCCAUUUGUAUAUAUGUGCAGCAUUUCUUAUUCGUUUUUCAAAAGAUCUCUUACGAGAAAAAGAUUUUCAUGGUUUAUUACUUCUUCUUCAAAAUUUACCAACACAAUCAUGGACAAGUGAUGAUAUAAGUAUAUUAACAGCUGAAGCAUAUCAAUUAAAAGUUAUGUUUGCAAAUGCUCCACGACAUUUAUCAAAUUCAUGA
Molecule: messenger RNA, 1494 nt
Organism: Rotaria sordida
Lineage: Eukaryota; Metazoa; Rotifera; Eurotatoria; Philodinida; Philodinidae
Source: the annotation of a GenBank genome assembly